Messenger RNA from Fibroporia radiculosa, 1209 nucleotides. RefSeq lists its product as uncharacterized. The record is from RefSeq and is a predicted model, not a curated record. NCBI's taxonomy places the organism in Eukaryota, Fungi, Basidiomycota, Agaricomycetes, Polyporales, Fibroporiaceae. The transcript is spliced from 6 exons. Bases 1 to 1209 code for a protein of 402 amino acids.
AUGGAUUCCUUUUCCUCCUCCUUGAAUACUAGUGACUGUCUCACUUUCAAUAAUCUCACCCCUGAUGAUCUUGGUCCGGAAGCAUUCACUGUCAAGGCUCGCAAACCUGAAAGAGAGAUCAAAAUAUACGUCUCUGUGGAGCGCGGACCCAUCUUGACAUUUCAGGCGUACAAGUUAACUAUGGGCGACUUCAAUGCUAUUUUUCAAGAUCGAAUCGUUUACCGACUUGAUAGCCAAGAUUUACCCUGGAGUUUAUGUAUUUAUGACCCUAAGACCAAUACGGCUUCUCACCCUUUUGAUCUGCUGGCGUUACGCAUCCUCUUGAGUCUACCUCUAAAUCAUCAAGUCUCAGGCUUUGAUCGUUUGAUAUCAGAUGAGUUUCGUGAUGUUGUUGCUCACAUUAAAGAUCCAGUGAAACUCUCAAAAGCAGUGGGAGAGUUUGCUAGAUUGUCAGGGGCAUCCCAGGUACAUGCUGAGCAAAUCCAGACCUCUACGCAUGACACAAGGGACGCCCCCUCCUAUGAUUCAUUCAAAAAUCGACUAGUUGAACGAGAUCGUGCAUGUGUCAUAUGUGAUGCUGCUGGGACUGAUGAACCUUUUAUGUAUUCAGUGGAUUAUUCCUUACUGGAAGGUGCGCACAUCAUUCCUCUACAAGCAUUGACAUUGUGGAAGGCGCAACGGUUGUCGGAGUUCACUCAGGAUCCAUACACACAUCCUGACAAUCUCAGAAAUAAGCAGCGCUCAAUGAAUAAGCAUAUGGACGAUAUGCGUAUGAACUCGCUUGAAAAUGGCGUGCUGUUGUGCUUAAAGCAUCACAAGCUGUUUGAUCGGUCUGCCUUUGUGGUUCGACCCAAGACGCACGCUAUUGUUGCCUUGCAUCCAAGAUGUGCCGACAUUGACGGCAAGGUUGUUACGAAACCGUGGGCAUAUGACAAACCUAAUAUCUUUGCCCCUCCGAGCGACGAAAUUCUUGUCCGCCAUUUUAGAUGGGUUGUUUAUGCUGCUAUGAAAGCAGCAGCAGCUGAGGAUACAAGGCCAUUUUGGGAUGAUGAUGAUGAUGAUGAUGCUGAGUUUGAAGAUGAGAGUGAGCUCACAUCUCUGGCCUCGAAUGAGGAAUUGGCGGAUAUUCGAAAGGACCAAAUACUCUCCUAUUUGGAGAGUAUGCCUCACCCAGGCGGCACAGACGUGCAGGUUGAUGACUACUGUUGA